CGGCGAAGAUGAAGAGAUUGGAAGAGGAGAUGAAGAGAGUACAACAAGAGGAGGAAGAAAGAAGAAAAGCUGCUGAGCAGAAGCGGCAGCAGAAGAAGAGAAAGAGAGAAUGAGGAUUGAGAGUGGAGAAGGAAGCAGUGGUGGCACAAUGAAGGGGAAGACAGAUAUUGAGAUGGAGAAGAAGAUCAGCGAGUGGGUCGUUAAUUUAUCGUUGGGUGAAGAGGAGGAGGCAGAGUCCUAUGUGACUAAUGAUGAGAGGGCUGCGCUAGUCAGUGAGCUAGCAACAAUGACAGAUCCGAUGGAAAGGCGAGAAAGGGAGGAGGAGCAGAAAUUGGCAUGGAAGUUGAGGAUGAAGCGAGAGAAGAAGAGGAGCAGAGAGGAAGUGAGUAAAAUGACUGCAGAGGUAGCGAAGGUGCAAGCGUGCAGGCAGGAGGUGUUGGCCCAGCCGGAUGAUAAGGCCAAGUGGGACAAGGUAUUGGGGUACCUGGAAGUGUUGAGCAAGGCAUGGAUGGAAGAGCGCCAGGCUAGCUGGAGCCAAGAUGUAGCCUUGAGUGCCACGCGGUCAGGGUUUAGAGACUUUGCGCGCGAGAUUGUCACCCAUAUUGGGGGCGAAGUCAAGCAAUUGAGAGACAAUGUAGGGAAGUUUUGUGAGGGCGCCAUUCAGGGUGCCGAAGCUGUAGCCGUUGUAGAGGGAGAGGCCAGACCCCGUAAGGACCCAGUGAAACUUAAGUUCCCAGAUGCGUACGGGGGAAAGAAGGAAGAAAACUUUGACAACUGGGAAGCCAGUGUCAAUAGUUAUAUUUACUUACAGCACAUCCUGAAUGAGGAACAAGUCCUCGUGGCCUUCCAGGCCCUGAAGGACGAAGCGGCUAGCUUCGCCAGGUCACUCGUGCGUACAGUCGAUCCGUCUUUGCGAUUUGUCGUCACCACGGACGCGAGUCAGUAUGGGAUAGGCGCUGUGUUGCAGCAAGAUGACGACAAUGGUUAUAGACCCGUAGAGUUCAUGUCAGCAAGGAUGCCCUGUGAAAAGGUCGCUAACUCCACGUAUGAGAGAGAACUCUACGCUCUCAGGCAGACUUUAGACCAUUGGAAGCACUACCUGCUUGGGAGGCACUUCAAAGUGUAUUCGGACCACGAAACGCUUAGAUGGUUAAAGACUCGGGCCAAGAUGACACCUAAGUUGACUAGGUGGGCCGCAGAGAUAGACCAAUUCGACUUUGAGCUCAAGCCAAUGAAGGGCAAGUACAACGUAGGUGCGGAUGCUCUAAGUAGGAGAUCAGACUACUUUGGAGCCGUAGUACACUAUCUGGAUAUAGGGAGAGACCUGCAAGAGAAAGUGAAGCAAGUGUAUGCACAUGACCCUAUCUAUAGCGACCUCCUAAAAAGAGUUAGAGAGGCCCUAGAGACUGAACCAGAUUACCGCACUACAUACGGGUUGCUGUUUGAGAAGACUAAUGUGUUUGACCGCCUGUGCGUUCCCAACAACGAAGAGAUCCGCAGUUUGAUUUUAGGGGAAUGCCACGAUACUGAAGGGCAUUUCGGUUGGCAAAAGACAUUAGCCAAUCUGAUGCGUGCGUAUACCUGGCCAGGGAUGAAGAAUGACUGCAUAGAGUAUGUCAGCAGUUGUAAAGUGUGCCAGAGGAAUAAGUCUACUACACGCGCGCCCCUAGGUCUUCUCAGACCCUUGCCUAUUCUGGAUCAGCCGGGAGACUCCGUGUCCAUAGACUUCAUGGACACCCAAGUCAAGAGUAGACAUGCGGGCUUGGCGGGUCGUGAUGUCUUUCUUGGUGAGAAUGGAGGAGACGAUGGUGUUGUCGGUGCGAAUGGUGAAGUAUUGCCAGUUGAGGUACGGGCGCCAGACUUGGAGGGCAUGGAUUACGGCGAGGAGUUCCUUCUCGUCGGAGGGGUAAUCCAUCUCCGCGGGAAGGAGCUUCUUGCUUGCSAAGGCGAUGGGGUAUUCACCGGGUGGGGCCUCCGGGUGGGUGGGGGAGUCUUUGAUGGAGGGGGCUUCAGAGGUGUCGCGAGGAAAAUGUUGCGAGAGGACGGCUCCAAUGACGAAGUCGAAUGCGUCAGUGGUAAUGUAGAAAUGUCGAGAGGGGUCGGUGAUCUUGUGGACGGGGGCCGUGGUGAUGGUUUGUUUGAGGAAGUCGAAGGCGUUUUAGUGGCGGUCGUUCCAAUUGAAGGGCUCGUCCUUGCGUGUGAGUUUGUGGAGUGGGUAAGAGACGUCGGAGAAGUUGCGGAUGAAGGGGCUAUAAUAGUUGGCAAGGCCGAGGAAUGAGCGGAGUUGGAGUAGGGUCUUGGGCGGGGGAUACUCAACGAGGGCGGUGACCUUCGAGGGGUCCAUGCAGAUACCUUCAGCAGAGACGA
Molecule: messenger RNA, 2367 nt
Organism: Chara braunii
Lineage: Eukaryota; Viridiplantae; Streptophyta; Charophyceae; Charales; Characeae
Source: the annotation of a GenBank genome assembly